This is a messenger RNA of Venustampulla echinocandica, 288 nucleotides long. RefSeq lists its product as uncharacterized. The transcript has a single exon. NCBI's taxonomy places the organism in Eukaryota, Fungi, Ascomycota, Leotiomycetes, Helotiales, Pleuroascaceae. The record is from RefSeq and is a predicted model, not a curated record. Bases 1 to 288 code for a protein of 95 amino acids.
AUGCCACCAGCUCUCCUCUCACGACCUGGCCACGACACCCACGCUGAUCCACCACGUGGAACGGGUUGGCUACCAGUAGCGGAGAAACAUUCAACUUCAGACGGCCAAGGUAUGACAGUGCACCUUAGCGCUGCUGGCCUCAAUCUUAUCGCUCCCAUAUUCAAUCUUAUCGCUCCCCUCCUGGAAGCCCAGAGGAAGCUGGAGACAUUUAGAGGCGCCGCAGGGUGGGGCGUCGUUGAAUUGUCUACGGUAUUCCGUCCCGCCAGCACGGUGAGGGGAAACACUUAG